GACAACUGAUAAAGCAGCGUUACUUGAGCUUUAAGUACAACAUUACUCACAGGGUGGGAUAAAAGUUGAUUUUUAUUUUAAAGCAGGAGACGUGAAUGUGUGUUUGAAACUGCAGCUAAGACUAUGAAUAAUGCAUUGUCCAGGGAAUCUCAACUUAAUAUCAUUGACAAACUCAUUACAAAUUCAGAGAAAUACUUUGGGCAGUUCUGCAUACUCAUGGCCUCCUACACUCGAAAGACAGCACGGGUCCGAGACAAAGCUGAUGAGUUAGUUAAACAGCUCCAUGACUUUGCAAAUACAGAGGAUCCUGAUCUGCGAACCAGUCUCAAGAAUUUUGCUGAUGAGUUAGCCAAAAUCCAGGACUACAGGCAAGCAGAGGUUCAACGAUUAGAAAACAAGGUUGUAACCCCUCUGAAGCAAUAUGGGAACACAAUAAAAUAUAAACGGGCAGAGGUUAAGAAGUUUGACAACAUCAGAAAACAAGAGCUCAAACAGGUGGAGAAGCUCGAACGAUUGAGACAAAAAGCACCUUCAGAUCGUCAUGCUCUUUCUCAGGCAGAAACCAGUGUACAAAAAGCAUCAGUGGACGCUAACCACUCUACCCAACAGUUGGAGAAAUCCAUAGAUGAGUUCCAGCAGCAAAAGUUGCAAGAUGUUAAGAAAAUUUUCUCUGAUUUUGUCAUGAUUGAAAUGGCUUUUCAUGCCAAAGCGCUUGAAGUGUAUUCAAAUGCCUUCAAGAACUUGGAGGAAUACGAAUUAGAAAAGGACAUGGAGACUUUUAGAUCAAGGGUUUGUAUCAGUACUGAUGGUGCAGAUGCAAGAUCACUUCUAGCCACUAAUGCCAACUCUUCUACGCGGUGGUCUACAAAGCGUAAGAAACCAAAGAGUUCACUUCGAAGGCAGCAAAUGGUAGAAGAAAGUGAGGAGGAAGAGGAUGAGGAUGAAGAAGAAGAGUUACAACACAUUAGCGAAGACAGAUAUGGAUAUAUCAGAGAAUAAUGAAGAAGAGUCUCAGCUAAUUCAUGAUGCCAAACAGUCCAGCUUUGAGUGCUACUAGGAGUCAUUAUUUUUAUACUGAGACUGUCAUUCUACCCCCACCUACUCCUGUGAAGGUUAUGUGAUGGCAACAGGCUUAUUGCUAGCUAACAGCUCUAUCCCUAGUAGUCUAUAGAGCUCUCCAAAAUAAAUAUGGAAAGGAUGGCCUAAAAAGAACAAGAUAUCAGUAAAUAGAUCUGAAUGUAUACGUUUCACAUUGUGUUAGGUAGGUAGAUUGGAAAUAAUUGCAGCAGUUAUAAAAUGAAGGUUACGUAAUAAUAUACAUUAUUUAUUCUUUCUUGAUAUAGAUGUAAGCUAAUUGAAAUGAGGAACACCUUGUUUUAAUGUAUAGUUCUAUGAAUGGUAGCAUGUUUUCAGACAGAACCAAAGGGUUUCACAGCCAGUAAAGUAUAUCAUACAUAUGCACUAGUGCUACCAGUCUGUGGUCCUUGAAAACCUGCAAUACUGUGAUUUUAUUUUAAUUUCCAUUGCAUUCAAACCUGUAUUAAAUGUUUCCUUACAUGUUUAUGUCUUGAAACUGGUUGUGUCACUACAGUAUACACAGCAUUCCAGAAAUAGAAGAAUGACUUAGAACUAUUUUCUUUACAAAAACAAACUUUCAUCCCCUCUAAGCACGUGUCAUACACCCUCUUUUUGCUAAUGAAACUGUUUUCCAAGUACUACUAUGAUCUUACAAAGCCAGCCAUUUAAAAUAAUUCAUUUUCACUGAGUCUUCUGACUCAUCCAAGUCCCUAGUCAUCUAAUGAUCCUAAAGUCAAAACACUGGUCCAGGACCUGUGGGGAAAAAUAUGAAAAGAUCAAGUAAACAACAAGUAAAUGAUAGAUGACACUGAUGUACAAUGCAGAAUUUUAGGGUUUUUUUUCAGUCUUCUUAAAACAGCUUUCUGGAUUACUGUUAUAUCUUCCAGAUAAACAAUGACCUAUUUUUAACAAUUCCAGUUUGAAAUAUAAAACCAUAUUGCACAAGUUCAUAAAAAGGACAGUGGCUUAUCAAAUCUGUCCAGUUUCCUUGUUCCAUUAUACCAUAAGUCAUAUUGAAUGGCAUGAUAAUCUCUCACUUUAAAAUCUGAAAUAACAAAUACAUUGCAGCUUUCAACUGUUACAAUGGGCAUCUUUGUUUGUUCUGACACCUGAUAGGACUGUUUCCUGUAUGUUAAUGUAAGAUUAACUGUGUGGGUAUUAGUAUGUAUUAGUGUCAUUCGUGGGUUAGGUCAAAGACCUAAGGUGAAGCAGAGUGCUUUGACCUUGGCUAGGAGUAACUUGAUGAAUCAUUUUGAAUAGCAUUACUUUAUUUUUUUCCUACAAGCACACAAUGAUGUUACGGAGUAUUAGAAAAUGAACUGUGGUGUGAUUGAUUGGUCUUGUUCUGUGAUGGUCCAUUACUUUUCAAUAGAUAACCAGUAAAUAAAGUAGGACUUUUCUUCUUCACAUCUUAUGUGGUUCUACUUACUUUGAUAGACUCUGCCGUUUGUUAAGGAUUAUAUGUUCAAGUUCUAACUUUCCAGUCACAUUUUCUUAGUAUAACUAUUCCUUAAAGUUUGUCCUGUUGUAAACUAUGCGGUAUUGCUGUCUGUGCAAGACUGCUAUGCACUGGACAGAGGAUAUUCUCCUUUUCCUUUGUUGCACAAGCAAGCAGUAUACAUAAUUAAGGGGCGAGAGGAUGAAGCCCUCACAUAUGAGGUGUUUUUGCUGAGAACUGCAGGAGCUUAGAGUAGGUUAGAUAGGUUCUUUCCAAAAUCAGUUGUGACUGAGGAUUUUUUCCCAGUUGUUUAUGUCUUGACUGAUCAUAGAGGAAGCCUCUUUAACACUUAAGCAGUCAAUAAUCAAUCUCAAAUGAAUACCUGUCAUAUAAAUUAUGAUGCCCCUCCUCUGGGCCAGUAAUCAAGGAGCCUCAAUCGUCAUCGCUGACACUGGUGAGGGACAUUCACUUGGAGCAAAAAUAGAUAUACACAGUAUUUCCAGAUGCAGAUGUCUGCAGCAAGCAUAAUUUCCCUUAAGAGCACACAGGGAAUACAGGGAAUACACUUCCAUCCUGGGGAUGGGUUUCCCUCUCUCUCUCUCUCACCAGGCUCCAAAUAAGAUUCCAAACUGACCACAGCUGUAGAGUUGAGUCC
Messenger RNA from Protopterus annectens (West African lungfish), 3170 nucleotides. RefSeq names its product CBY1 interacting BAR domain containing 2 (gene CIBAR2). The coding region runs from base 124 to 999 and encodes 291 amino acids. Gene Ontology annotation, cellular component: ciliary transition zone; ciliary basal body. The transcript has 9 exons. Gene Ontology annotation, biological process: cilium assembly. Lineage: Eukaryota; Metazoa; Chordata; Ceratodontiformes; Protopteridae. The record is from RefSeq and is a predicted model, not a curated record.